CAAACUCCUCCCUCCGGAGUUGCUCCGCUGUCAUGCAUUGGAAUGACUAAACCCGAGUGCGUUACGAUGCAGAGAAGCUGAAGUUGACAAAUAUAUUUUGGGUUUAAGAAAAAGUCGCGUUGGAUAUCGCACGUUAACGCGGAUUGACCACGCUGUCGACUCAUUAGUUUAAGGCUCACUCUCCCCGCUUAUAUGGAAAGGGCGAAGCGGAAAAAAGGGCAAACCCUCUACUCUCGAGCUCCAGCGCCGAGUCAAAUGCUCGUCGCGGCCGCGGAGGGCUCCUUGUUUGCGGGUAAAAUGUAGCGAGUCGCCGCGGGCAAUUGUGAGCAUGUAGAAAGAAAGUCAGCGCUGCGACCCCAGCUCGACACCUAGCGCGACAUGUCUAAUGUGACGCCGAGUAAGAACGUGGAAUGGCUGCAAGUGGAGUUGGAGUCGGGGGCCACUUCUGUGCUCCUGCUAGACUGCCGCGCACACGAGCUCUACGAGUCUUCUCACAUCGAAGGAGCCAUCAGCGUGGUCAUCCCUGCUCUGAUGCUCCGCAGGUUCAAGAAGGGCAACAUCCCCAUUCGGACAAUCAUUCCCAACCACGAGGACAAAGAAAAUUUCACGCGGCGUUGUCAAACGGACACGGUGGUCCUGUACGACGAGAGCACCGUCAGCUGGCCGGACAGCGGAACCCCGUCGUCCGUUUUGGGUUUGCUUCUUCAAAAACUGUGGGAAGAUGGCUGUAAAGCCCACUACCUUGAAGGUGGGUUUGUAAAAUUCCACACAGAGUACCCAGAACACUGUGAGACUCUCCUCGACAGCUCUUGUCCUAGCUCUUCUCCUCCGCUCUCCUUCCUGGGAUUUGGAAAUUUGCGGCUUAGCUCAGACUGUUCGGACGGGGAAUCUGACAGAGAACCCGUCAGUGCCACGGACUCGGACGAGAGCCCACUCCCCAGCAAUCAGCCUUCCUUCCCAGUCCAGAUCUUACCUUACCUUUACCUGGGGUGUGCCAAAGACUCGACCAACCUAGAUGUGCUGGGCCAACACAACAUCAAGUACAUCCUGAACGUCACACCUAACCUCCCCAACAUGUUUGAACAUGACGGACGCUUCAGGUAUAAACAGAUCCCUAUUUCGGACCACUGGAGUCAAAAUCUCUCCCAGUUCUUCCCAGAGGCGAUAUCGUUUAUUGAUGAGGCUCGAUCCAAGCAGUGCAGCAUUCUGGUUCACUGUCUGGCCGGCAUCAGCCGCUCUGUUACAGUCACCGUGGCUUACUUGAUGCAAAGACUCAACUUGUCACUCAAUGACGCCUAUGACUUUGUCAAGAGAAAAAAGUCCAAUAUAUCCCCAAACUUUAAUUUCAUGGGUCAGCUGUUGGACUUCGAGCGGACACUAGGGUUGCACAGUCCUUGUGACAACCGCUCCACCAGCGAAGAGCAGCUCUUCUUCACCACACCAACUAAUCACAAUGUCUUUCAGCUGGACACACUGGACUCUACAUAAGGCUCUUGUGAAUAUUGGUGGAGGUUGUUUAAGCUUGUCAGCCAUAUUUCAGUCAGUGUCUGAUGCCUUAUUUUGUCACACAAGGAGGUCAUGUACUGCCAUAAUAGCAGUACAUGUUUAAAUGUUUCUGUUGAAAUUGCUCUUUGACUGUUAACCGUUUUUUUUUUGUUUUGUUUUUUAUACCAGCUUUCGUUGUAUAAUGACUUCUGCUUCAAUGGUCUUAACAGAAUCUUUUCAAAUCAGAAUGUUUCGCAACUGAGGGAAAUUAAGCUACUACAUUUAUCCUGCCUUGAAUUUCUUUCCAAGUUCUGAAUUGUGGCGGCGGUUCAGCUGUUGUGCAAUUGAAACCACAAAAGCUAGUGGAUCACGUCACAAUGUUUUCGCUAAUGUUUUUUUUUUUUAACAACAGGAAGUAAAUCUAUGGCUGAAUGCUAUAAAAUAACAUUUAAAGAGUAUAAUAGCAAUUCUAUUCAUUCUGAUAGUUGCAUGACUGCGCUCCAACAUAUAGCAAAUCACAGGCCUUUUUUGUUGUUGUUUUAUUUUCAGUCAUGAUAUUGACCUCGGGUAACUGGACCAAGUUUAGCCUCUUUGUUUAAGCAACAAACGUGUGACAUGAUUACUCUGACUAAACACAUAACGGACGGAUAUGCACCUUGUUUUGUACUUCUGACAGUAUUCAGUCCGGGGCGCCUCCUUUUGUGGUGCCGUGAUGUUUAAGGGAAACGCGAUGGCGCACAAUUAGCCUCUUAGCUCUCUGAGCUAACAGGGGAGACUGACACAAGAAUGAGUCCAAGUUUAGACUAAUGUGUUCUUACCUCACUGAGAGAAUUUUCAGGGAUUUUGUAGACAUCUCUAUAAUGUCAUGGUCUCUCCAAGUGCAUCUAAGGGCUUUUUUUUAACUUGCCGAGUUUGUAAAAAUGUACAUAAGUUCUUUAUGGGGGAACUUUUCUCAAAAGUAAUGAAGGAUCGAACAGUGACCUGAUUCUGACCCUUGUAUGUAGUCAAUGUUUAACUAAAUUGUCCAAAGUAUUCUGUACAAGUUUAUAUAACGAAUAUAUUGUAUAUUUUUACUUCAA
Molecule: messenger RNA, 2564 nt
Organism: Corythoichthys intestinalis (scribbled pipefish)
Lineage: Eukaryota; Metazoa; Chordata; Actinopteri; Syngnathiformes; Syngnathidae
Product: dual specificity protein phosphatase 7-like
Exons: 3
Coding region: 379-1488 (369 amino acids)
Biological process (GO): protein dephosphorylation; negative regulation of MAPK cascade
Cellular component (GO): cytoplasm; cytosol
Molecular function (GO): protein tyrosine/threonine phosphatase activity; MAP kinase tyrosine/serine/threonine phosphatase activity; MAP kinase tyrosine phosphatase activity
Source: RefSeq, a predicted model, not a curated record